Clunio marinus is the source of this 800-nucleotide messenger RNA. Lineage: Eukaryota; Metazoa; Arthropoda; Insecta; Diptera; Chironomidae. The record is from the annotation of a GenBank genome assembly.
AUGAAAAUUAACGAGAAAACCUUGUUUACAUUUGCAAACUCAAAACCUGUGGAUAAAGAAGGAUAUCUGAUGAAAAGAGGCGAAGUGAACAAAGCAUUUCAACGACGAUGGUUUGUUCUGAAAGGAAAUUUACUGUUCUACUUUGAGAAAAAGGGCGGAGAAUUAUUAGGGAUGAUAAUAUUGGAAGGCUGUGUCAUUGAGUUAUCAGAAACUGAAACGGAAAAGUAUUGCUUCAACAUUAACUUCAUCGGAAAUCGCUCAUAUGUUUUAUCAGCUGAAGAUCAAGAUUCGUUAGAAAGUUGGAUGAGAGCAUUGACCUGUUCUGGAUUUGAUUAUAUGAGAUUAAUGGUUUCAGAACUUCAGCGACAAUUAGAAGAAUUAGACAAACAAUCAAUGGCAUCAUCAUCAUCCGACUCAGAUAGAUCAAUUCCAGUUGUGCCACCUCGUCGACAAAAUCCUUUCAACAAAGCUGGGAACGAAAAUUUAGCCAAUAAUAUUCAACAAGUAGUACCAGAAAAUUUUAUGGUUUUACGAGAAGCUCCACCACCACCAGUAAAUAGACGCAAUUUCGAUUCAACCUCUAUUAAUAUCAUUAAAAAUGAUAAUGAAUUUUUAAUGUUUGAACCGGAGAAAGAUGAUUUCACCUUUGAGAAGUUGCAUGAAGAGUUUGGACGAUCAAUUUUAUUGGAACUAAGUGAACGAAGACAAUUAAAAGAAAGUUUAGAGAAGCCUCUCAUUCUUUUCUAAUUAACGAAAACAUUAUUUAUGUAUAAUUCACUCAAAAUACAUAGAAUCAUUAU